Messenger RNA from Nicotiana attenuata, 965 nucleotides. RefSeq names its product 2-C-methyl-D-erythritol 2,4-cyclodiphosphate synthase, chloroplastic. Gene Ontology annotation, biological process: terpenoid biosynthetic process. Gene Ontology annotation, molecular function: 2-C-methyl-D-erythritol 2,4-cyclodiphosphate synthase activity. NCBI's taxonomy places the organism in Eukaryota, Viridiplantae, Streptophyta, Magnoliopsida, Solanales, Solanaceae. Bases 131 to 820 code for a protein of 229 amino acids. The transcript has 3 exons. The record is from RefSeq and is a predicted model, not a curated record.
UGGAGUGUGGACUGACUCUCCUUUCAAUUUUACACAAUUUAAAGGUGCUUCUUCUUCUUGAGCCUUGACUUUAUACUACUACACCAAAAGAACUACCAAACUGAGCUCCAAAUUAGUUAAUCCUAUAGCUAUGGCGUCUUCACUAUUCAUUUCAACUCCAAUUCCAACUAAACCCAUAUCUAAACAAAUACCCUUUUCUUUUCCCUCUUCAAAUCCUAUAAUCCGUUCGUUUACCCACAAACCCUCGAGGAAUUUGGUGGUUUCUUCUUCUGCAGCUACAACAAAUGCAAUUGAAGCUGAUACACGAACAUCUAACUCUGCUGCUACUCCAGCAAAGUCACUUCCUUUUAGAGUUGGUCAUGGAUUUGACCUUCAUCGAUUGGAACCAGGGUAUCCUUUGAUUAUUGGUGGGAUUAAUAUUCCUCAUGAUAAAGGCUGUGAAGCUCACUCGGAUGGUGAUGUUUUGCUUCAUUGUGUUGUUGAUGCAAUUUUGGGAGCUUUGGGGCUUCCUGAUAUUGGGCAGAUUUUCCCGGACACUGAUCCUAAAUGGAAGGGUGCGCCUUCUUCGGUAUUCAUGGAAGAAGCUGUGCGUUUAAUGCAUGAAGCAGGUUAUGAAUUGGGAAACCUCGACGCCACUUUGAUUCUACAAAGACCAAAAGUAAGUCCGCACAAGGAAGCGAUUAGAGCCAACUUGUGUAAGCUGCUUGGUGCUGAUCCAUCAGUUGUAAACUUGAAAGCAAAAACUCAUGAGAAAGUUGACAGUCUCGGAGAGAACAGGAGUAUUGCUGCUCAUACUGUUGUUCUUCUUAUGAAAAAAUAGUGAAUAAAGGUGGUCAAGUUUGGUGUGUAAAACUUGUAUACUCUAGCAUUGGCAGCCAUUCAGGAAGAACAUCAUAUUGGUAAAAGAGUCAUGGAUAUUUUCUAUUAGUACUUCAUAGUCAAAAAGAAGGGGAGCUUUGGCGUAA